Messenger RNA from Linum trigynum, 2526 nucleotides. The record is from the annotation of a GenBank genome assembly. Lineage: Eukaryota; Viridiplantae; Streptophyta; Magnoliopsida; Malpighiales; Linaceae.
CCACUUUUUUCAUCAAUAAUGUCAAUUUUGAUAGAAAAGUCAAUUUAAUCAUUUGAUUUUUAACAUAAUUAUUUAAGUUUUAAAUAUUAAUCUUGAAUAACAUGCUACGAAUUGAAAUGAAUGAAUAGAUUUAAUUAAUAAAAUAUUAUAUCUUGAGUCAGUCUAACUAUUUAAAAACAUCUUAUGCAAUUUCAUAAUUAACAUCAGUAUUAUUUUGUAUAACUAUACUUCUAGUUUAGUUUCUAUCUAUUUACACUAAUAUGUUAACAAAAUUUUGAUUCUAUGAUUCCAAAAUCCUGGCUCCGCCCAUGAUGGUUACGCGGCAAAAAUAAAAAAAGUUGCAACCUUAGAAGUUAGAACACACCGGGGAAAGGUGGAUGGUGGUGGCCGGUGGCCGGUGGAUGCUACGUGCGGGGGUUGGCUGUCCUCGCGCUGCGUUACGAGAAAAAUGAAACGACACGACGUCGCUUCCAAUUAAGACUAGUGAGUAGUGACUGAGUGGCGCCACCCCUUGGGCUGGGCCCGUAAUAGGCAUUUAUGAAUUCUGGUCCGGGCCAUCAGAUUGAAUUGCAGCCAUAUAAUUGCUCGCCUUAUGGGGCCCGUUGAAUCACGGCAUAUUAAUUGCACAGGCCCGCUGGGCUGGUGCGGAAAGUUGAAAGAGAUGGUGAAUGGGAAUUGACAGAAAGGUUACUAUUAUUGUACCAAAAGAAAAAUGUUAUUAUUGACUAAUGUUAUUAUUAGCUGGGUUAGAAACUUAGAAUCAGUUCUCUUAAGUCUUAUGUGUGGUCGCAAAGGUUAUUAUUGACAAAUGUUAAGCUCGAAAGGCUGCAGAUGUGAGACAAGGUCGGAAACUUGUUAGAUGAAGCACCCAUGUCCAACAUUUCGUUUGUUGGUCAAGUUCAUAGCAGGAUGGAUUGGACAGACCCAUUUGGUAGCUCGUAAUGCCCCAAUUUUCGUCAGCUCGCAUAUUGCAAGAUCGGCCUCUGUUUCUUAGUUACAUUGUCACAUAAACUAGUUCCACUACAACUGAAUCUUAGUUUCCUCGUUAUGAGUGAACUAAUGACAAAAAAAAAAAAUGGAAUAGACAGAAAAGCCACAGGAUUGCUCAUGUCUAGUUCAUCCAAAACUAAGUUACUAACACACACUCAAGAAGUAAGCUGAAAUAGAGCCAUCCCUCGCUCCAACAAUUAUCACUAUUUAAUUACAUCAUUUUAUAACCUAAUUACACAAUACAACACCAAUGAAAAAAUUAUAAUCCCCCCAAAACCGUAACUAACUCCGGAUUCCAACUCAGGUUAGCAUAUGACAGACUAACAGCAGCCUACUUUCAGUUCCAUACAGCUCCAAGGGACCAGUUCCUUGGCUCGAAGCUCGGUUUCUGCUCGACCCUCUUCUAACGCAACAUCAACAUCUAGCCUCUUGGUUUUCAAAGGUAUAAUGACAUGAAUCAACAACAAUAAAUAGUGAUGCAUGUGCUGCCACGAAGAUCAAAUACACACAUUGUCGCAUACCCAUCUUGCUAAUGCUCAUCUUGUACUUUCAAGGACACGAGCUCGCUUUCUUGCCCUGUACUACUAGAUUUUGCAGUGUUAGCAGGCAACCACCUUUGCAGCCUCUCAGGACAGAACCUGGAAAAAUAUUUCAGGCAUCCCAGCCACCUCCAGUUACAUGGUAUCACAUGAUUGAUCAUUUAGGAACAGAGCAAACAAGAAAACAAAUUACAGAAUCAUCUAGCCUGUUAAUGCUAGAGUAUAACUGAAUAUGAACUAAUCUAGUAAUCUCAAGGCAACAUGUUUCCAAAAUCAUCCAACAGCAAAUUGUACUGUAUCAGAAUUCGAACACCGACUAUUCCAUGGAAGCACAUCAGCAGGUUUUUCCGGGCAAGAAAUAGCAUUAAACAAACGCAAGACAAGACCCCAAUCUCCCUAAUCUUCCUACUUAUACUCAUAAACACAGCAAUGCAAGGUGAGAUUGCAGCAGCAAGCCAGCAACAGUAGCAUUCACAAGAAAAUCUCUAGAUAAAAGUAAGACCAUACCAUAAAAUGAGUGUCCUCAAAGGUCCAUCAAGCAUAAGAUGUGUCAUUAAAAACAAUUAAUAUAGGAAAGUAGAUAUCAAUGCCAAUCAAAUUGAUGAAUAUGGCGAAGUUUUAUCUUACAGGUCCAAUCUUUCAGAGAUUGCCCGCCGGACCGAUGAAUUCAACCCAUAUGCUAUCGAGUUGAAGAGCCCCUGUAAGAACAGGAGAGAUAAUUAACACCUCAUCUGUGAAAUGGCCAGACUAGUCUGUCAUGAAAUGCAUCCAAGCCAUGCUAAUUUAAACUAAAACCCAAUAUGACAGGGCAGCGUACUGCAACCCCAAAAGUGAAAAGGAAAAGAAACUGCACAGGGCAAUGCCAAUAUUGACUUUUUAAGAACGGCCAUCAAUUAUUACAGGCCGGAAAUAUAGCUGUAACUGUAAACCUACCAAACCCCACCAAUGGAAGUUUUCACCCUGCCAUUCUCAUGGCUAAUCAAGAUACACUCAACUG